GGAGCCGCGUCGGCCUGUGGGGAGCCGGGGUAGCUGUUGGCUUGGUGUCGAAGUGGCGCCUUCCUCCCCCCCCCCCCCCCCGCCCCCUCGCCUGUCUUUGCUCGCCGCUGUUUUUCUCCCAGUGGGCUCCCCUUCCCUUCCGACCCCCGACAUUCCUGCUAGGGGAGUCGCUUGUUCGUCCGCCGGAUGGAGGGAGGCCGGUGCGUGCCCCUUUCCCCGGUCACCGCCGUGCAGAAUAAUGCUCCCUUCCCUCCCAUUCUGAAGCGCUUCCACCCGCUCUACUUCAAGAGGGAGGGUAGACGCCUUCGCCCCCCUCCCCUCGCUCUGCCAUUCCCUCAGACUUAUGCUUAAAGGUGGGAAGAACGGGCACAAAUUCUGAGGCGGUAGGCUGGACCGUGCCAUGUAAGAAAGAAAUACGUUGAAAGCUGGAAAAGAUGAAACAACUGAAAAGGAAAAGGAAAAGCAAUUUCAGUGUUCAGGAGACCCAAACUUUACUUAAAGAAAUCCGAAAAAGAAGAGAGGUGCUUUUUUCCAAACAGCUAAAUACAACUAUUAACGAGAUGAAGCGGAAGGCUUGGGAAGAAAUUGCAGAAUGUGUGAAUGCUGUAGGUGAAGGAGAACAAAGGACUGGGACAGAAGUCAAAAGGCGAUACCUUGACUGGAGGGCCCUUAUGAAACGAAAGCGACUAAAUACUAACAUAAAGUUGGUUGGAGCUGGCUUUCAUCUUCCUUCAUCUGAUCUGGAUGAUUCUCUCAAUGAAGAUAUUGAUGAGAAAAUAGGUUUUCCAAAUGAAUCUAAUUUUGAAUGGCAAAAUAUCACAGACUUCAGAGAAGCAGGGGGAUCAUUAACUGAAGUAAAAGUAGAAGAAGAGGAGGAAGAUCCACAAAGUUUUGAAUUUCCUAUUGAGGAAGAAGAGGAGAUUUUGUCUUCAGUUUUACCAGAUUCCAAAAAGGAAAGUGAUCUUCCUGAUUUCACCCAUAUUGAAGAAUUUGGAAAUCUAAGUUCUGCUCAAGCUAGGCUGGCUUAUGAAGAUUCCCACUUGCUGAUUAGCUUAGAGAAGCAGAAGCUAGAGCUGGAAAAACAACGCCUGGAUAUUGAAGCGGAACGAUUACAAGUUGAGAAGGAGCGUCUGCAGAUUGAAAAAGAGCGGUUGAGGCACAUUGACCUGGAACAUGAGAGGCUUCAGCUGGAAAAAGAGCGGUUACAAAUUGAGCGGGAGAAACUGAGGCUUGAAGCUCAGCAUGGUGAAAAACCUAUCUUGGAGAAUGAUCCAAACCAGGCAGAAAAGCCUGUCUUACAACCUUUGGAUUUAGAAACAGAAAAACUGAAAAUUGAGAAAGAGCGUUUGCAGCUUGAGAAGGAGAGGCUGCAAUUCCUGAAGUUUGAAUCAGAAAAGCUGCAAAUUGAAAAAGAACGCUUGCAAGUAGAGAAAGAGCGGCUUCGAAUUCAGAGAGAAGGACAUUUGCAGUGAACUUGGAAGAAAUCAUUACCAAUGUGGUGUUUUGUUGUUUGUACUUUUUAAAAAAAUCAGAAUUGUACUUUUGUUUCAUUAAAAGUGUUGGGUGGUCUGGUCUUCAAAGCAUUUCACUACUAAUGUUAUCACUUUGCUACUGUGGUAAUUACACUUUGAGAAUACUUUUGUUUUGGCCAUAAUUGAGCAUUAAUGUAUUCAUUAAAAAAAGCUGGGAAUUGGUGCUCAGUAAGUUGUUGUGCCUGUAUAAAUAGAAUCUAUUUGUGAAAUUACAUUUUGGUGAAACAGAAGAAGUGUCAAUAUCCUCUUGUAUUCUCUGUUGUGAAACUUGACAUCCACAUUAAGAAUCAAGGCUUGGCUGUGUCUUGUCAUUUUGAGAGGGUUAUUCUGAAUCCCUAGGAACCUUUAAUGUAAAUUUGUGUCUGAGCUGAAGAAGUAACUUUGAAAUAGGCCUUGCACAAUAAAGUUAACCUCAAAAGUUAUGCCUUUAAUGUAAGGCAUGUUCUUAAGAGAAAUUAAGGCCAGAGAUUAAAGCUCUUACUGUUUUUGUUCUCAGUAUAUUUGUAAAAAAAAAAAGAGAGAGAAAAGUUUCAAGUGUAUUAUAAGAGAUUUCACUUUUAUGUCUAAGCUUGACCAAAUUUCCAGCUUCGGUAUAUAAUUUUGGAAGCCAGUUUGAUAUUCAAGUAUUUGAGUUGGAAUAUAUUUCUUGGGAUUUACAUAGAUUAUUUGGAUUUAUCAGUUUAUUUACAUCCCUAUGUAAUUAUUUUUAUUUUGCAAAUAAAAUGUUAUU
Messenger RNA from Notechis scutatus (mainland tiger snake), 2262 nucleotides. RefSeq names its product Myb/SANT DNA binding domain containing 4 with coiled-coils (gene MSANTD4). NCBI's taxonomy places the organism in Eukaryota, Metazoa, Chordata, Lepidosauria, Squamata, Elapidae. The record is from RefSeq and is a predicted model, not a curated record.